AAGCUAGGCGUCGAAGGAAGCAUAGCAUACAGGGCUGCUUAUUUAGAGUAGUUUUAGGGUUACAUUGGGUUAUUAUGGUCCUCGGCGGCUUGCGUCCAAUUAAAAAGAAAACAUACGAAGCAAUGGGACCCUAGCAAUAGCAUCGGAAGAUGUUGAAAGCAGUAAAGUGAAGAAGCACAAGUGGAACCAAGCCUCACCAAGACAUGUAUCUUCCCCUCAUUUUCCCAAGAAGCGGGGAAAGCCAUAUAAAAGAUGGGAUUUCUUCAAUCCUUUCCAAUGUGAUUCUCUGUGCCUCCACCUCAUUUUUUCACAUCGAAAAUUAUCAAAAUGCCUCGAGUCGCUAUCGUUACCGGUUCAGCCCGGGGGAUUGGAAAGGCAAUUGCCCUCCGGCUGGCCGCAAACGGUUAUUCAGUUUGCAUAAAUGAUAUCAUCGACGCAAAAGAUGCGAUCACCAGCGUCGUAGAUGAAAUCAACACCACGAUCUCUCAAGAUGGAUCCUCAGUAUCUUCUCGUCCCCGGGCGAUUGGCAUAGCCGCUGAUGUGACUUCAUCCUCCGCCGUAGAAGCGAUGGUUCAAGAGACGGUAGAAAGGCUCGGUCCGUUGACGCUGAUGGUCGCGAACGCGGGCAUCGCGCAAGUCAAACGACUUCUUGACGUCACUGAGGCCGACAUUGACCAGGUUUUCUCCGUUAACUUCAAAGGUGUGUUCAACUGUUACACACAUGCAGCCCGUCAGAUGAUUGUCCAGGGUGAUCCGCAGACCGCUGCCGGGGUUGGGGUGUACAAGAUUGUGGGGGCCUCGUCUAUCGUUGGGUUUAGGGCAUUCGGAGCGUUAGGUGUCUAUUCGGCUAGUAAGUGGGCGGUUCGGGGAUUGACGCAAGCCAUGUCGAUUGAGAUGGCACCACACAAGAUUACGGUCAAUGCAUAUGCGCCAGGUGUGGUGGGCACGGCAAUGUGGGAUAAGAUUGACGAGGAGUUGGGCGGGAUCGAGGGCCGGUCGCAGGGGGAAACACGGAGAGUGUACUCCAACAAGGCAGUCCUAGGACGAACGAGUGAGCCAGAGGACGUGGCUGGAUUAGUUGGAGGGUUCCUGGCAAGUCAGGACUCGGACUUUGUGACGGGUCAGACGAUGGUAGUCGACGGUGGGAUCGUCUUUACUUAGGUUUGUGUGAAACUUUGAUAGGAUGGCCCUCAUUCCCACCCUACAACAUCCAGUUCUACCCACACACUAGCUAGUACUGGAAGCGUUAAUGUAAACCCUGUAGGCUAAUACGAGAUUCCCCGUUUGUCCUUAAACCUAAUAAUCAGCAUGAUGUCA
Molecule: messenger RNA, 1317 nt
Organism: Aspergillus alliaceus
Lineage: Eukaryota; Fungi; Ascomycota; Eurotiomycetes; Eurotiales; Aspergillaceae
Exons: 2
Coding region: 328-1161 (277 amino acids)
Molecular function (GO): oxidoreductase activity, acting on the CH-OH group of donors, NAD or NADP as acceptor
Source: RefSeq, a predicted model, not a curated record